AUGUCCGUCUUCAUGACGAUUCCCCCAGAUUUACCAUGGGUUUUGAUAGGCUUCAGUGUCGGUUUACAUGAAGGUGCCUUAAAUCAGAUACCGAGUGACAUUGAACUCCAAAGAUUUGCCUCAGCUUGUGAUGAAAACACCAUCCGUGAAUUGGCCAUACAUCUUGGUAUGACGUUCAAAGCAUGGGAAGAACUUCAAAGGAAUAACCCUGAUUAUAUUCAGAUUGUCAAGUACAGAAUUCUGGUCAACUGGAGAGAAAAAUGUUCAGGAAAAUUCAUCAACAUAGCGAAGGCUUUAACAGAAAUGAAACUAACUACACACAUGUUGUGUCAGGUUAAAAGAAUCCGAAAGGGACAAUGCGAUAUUACUGCAGAAUAUAUGGAUUUAAUUCCAACAGAUGAAAUAUUGGAUGAACUAGCACAAGUCAUAGGAGUAGUAUCCUUCCAACUGGGUAUAGAAUUGGGAUUAUCUAUAACAUCAUUAGAUGCAAUUCAAUACAACAAUGGAAGAAAUUUAGUCGCUCAAUGCAAAGAUAUAUUAUUCCAGUGGAGAGAAGAUCAACGAGUGAAGCCAACCAUUGGUGUACUGGUCCAAGCUCUAGUUAAUAUUGAAAGAGGUGCAUCAUGUUUGGGGGAAAUCAUUAAAACAGUAGGCGUGAAGAAAUACAUUCCACACGAAGAAGAUGAGAAGGAAGGAAAGGUUAAGACACUUUUUAAAAGAUUGAAUCCUUUUCAGAAGAGGAAAUAGUACCAGAACUUUUUAUGAGUAUAAUUAUCAAGACUUAAGCUAGGAAUUUUCUUGGCUGUAUGUUCAUUAAAAAAAAGAGGUAACCGUUCUGAUACGCUCCUUGUGUUAGUAAUAAUUGUCUAAACUAAAUAUGGUUAUGCAGACAAUACAAGGCAAAUAUGAAAUUCAACUCAGAGCAGACAAAACACAAGAAAUCGUGUUCCUUUUUUUAAAUACUUUCUUUUCCAAAACCCUUCACAGAGAGCACUUUUUGAAAUUGACCCUCCUGUUAUAAAAAAAAAUCAGGGGAAAUUGGCCCUUCCUCUUUGUUCCGGUCUGAUGAUUUUGUGCAAAGUUAUGGUCCUUGGACUUAGAAAAUUUACUUAAAUGAUCAGUUUACCACACAUGUUUUCAUGCUUGAAGAUAUUGACAUGAUAUUUGUUAUGUAGUUUACACUAUGACAAGUUAUUUAAUGAACAAGUUAGCAUUCUGUUACAGUACAAUGAAUGUUAAAC
Mytilus trossulus (common blue mussel) is the source of this 1241-nucleotide messenger RNA. RefSeq lists its product as uncharacterized. The transcript has 4 exons. Bases 1 to 747 code for a protein of 248 amino acids. Gene Ontology annotation, biological process: signal transduction. The record is from RefSeq and is a predicted model, not a curated record. Gene Ontology annotation, molecular function: protein binding. NCBI's taxonomy places the organism in Eukaryota, Metazoa, Mollusca, Bivalvia, Mytilida, Mytilidae.